This is a messenger RNA of Spea bombifrons (plains spadefoot toad), 4205 nucleotides long. RefSeq names its product exportin 6 (gene XPO6). Gene Ontology annotation, molecular function: nuclear export signal receptor activity; small GTPase binding. The record is from RefSeq and is a predicted model, not a curated record. The transcript is spliced from 24 exons. The coding region runs from base 280 to 3699 and encodes 1139 amino acids. Gene Ontology annotation, biological process: protein export from nucleus. NCBI's taxonomy places the organism in Eukaryota, Metazoa, Chordata, Amphibia, Anura, Pelobatidae.
GGGCUAGUUAUGCUGGAGGGAUGUUUUGUAUUUAGGAGAUGUGGCCUUUUUAAGAACCCUUGUUACGGGUCUGUCUGUAAAGUGGACGGCGCCGCUUGUAGGUUUGGGUUUUAGCCGUUGUCUUAAACGGGGCAAUUGUUUUUACGCCUCUUUAUGUGUGGGGGAGGGGGCGCCUUGUUAUAACGUGGGGGUCAGGGCUCGGAUCUGCCAGACUUCUUGACAUGAACCAGGAGCAGACGUGUGGCGCCAAGUGACCGUAAGGCAUCGGUGAAUCCCGCCAUGGCGACUGAGGAGUCUUCGUUGCGGGCGCUAGAGAGUCUGAUGAGUGAAUUUUUUCACGCAGGCACAACAAAUGAACGCAAAAGAGAAAUUGAGUCCCUCUUGAAUAAUUUUGCUCAGCAGCUGGGAGCCUGGAGGUUCUGCUUCUACUUUCUGUCCAGCUCCCGCAGUGACUACGUCCUCAUGUACAGUUUGAGCGUCUUUGAGAACCUCAUCAACAAGAUGUGGUUGGGGGUUCCUUCGGAGGAGAAGAUGGAGAUCCGCAGCUCACUGCCCAAACUUCUGCUCAGCCAGCACAAAGCACUUCCCAACUUCAUCUGCAACAAGCUGUGCAAGGUCAUUGUGGAUAUGGGCAGGCAGGACUGGCCUAUGUUCUACCAUGACUUUUUCACCAACAUCCUUCAGCUUAUCCAGACGCCCAGCACCACGCCUCUGGGGCUCGUCAUGUUGAAGACUGCCUCUGAGGAGCUGGCUUGUCCUCGAGAGGACCUCAGCGUUGCCCGAAAAGAGGAGCUGCGCAAGCUUUUGCUGGAACAAGUGCCGACUGUCCUAGGACUUCUUACAGGUGUCUUGGAAAGUAUUUGGGAUAAGCACAGUGUUACUGCUGCAACACCCCCACCCUCACCCACUGCUUCAGAUGCUGAUGAUCUUCUCAGUAACCUUGUCCACACGCCCAGCCUGACGAAGCAGUUGAGCCAGCCUCCGCCGAGCCUAGAGGCAGAGAGUGAGCGGAUAUGCGCCCUGGCCCUCGAAUGCCUCUCGCACCUCUUCAGCUGGAUCCCCCUUUCCGCCAGCAUCACCCCCUCCCUUCUUACCACAAUCUUUCACUUUGCACGCCUGGGCUGUGACGUCCGAUCCGGACGGACCUCCAACCUCGCCGCUGCCAACUCCUCCGUGACCCUUAAUGGUGGCAGCAGCCCUCCCCUUACCUCCGCCUUGCACAGCUCUCAACGAGACCGGGAUAAGUUGGGGGUGCUAGCAAUGUCCUGCAUUAAUGAGCUGAUGUGUAAGAACUGUGUGCCCCUGGAGUUCCAGGAAUACCUGCUACGUGUGUGCCAGCAAACCUUCUACCUCCUGCAGAGGAUCACUCGGGAGACGAACGCCCACAGCGUGCGCAGUCGGCUGGAGGAGCUGGACGAGAGCUACGUGGAGAAGUUCACGGAUUUCUUGCGGCUCUUUGUAAGCGUCCACCUGCGGAGGAUAGAGUCCAACGCUCAGUUCCCUGUGGUCGAAUUCCUCGCUCUGCUGUUUAAAUACACUUUUCAUCAGCCAACACAUGAAGGUUACCUCUCUUGUUUGGAUAUCUGGGCCUUAUUUCUGGACUAUUUGACCAACAAAAUAAGGAAUAGGUUGGAAGAGAGGGAGGCUAUUAUUGGCAGGUACGAAGAUGCCUUGGUAUUGCUGCUCACAGAAGUGCUAAACCGAAUUCAGUUUCGUUGCAACCAGACUCAGCUGGAGGAGCUCGACGAUGAGACCCUGGAUGAUGAUCAGCAGACGGAAUGGCAGAGAUACCUGCGUCACAGCUUGGAGAUCGUUGCCAAAAUAAUGGAGCUGCUUCCCACACAUGCCUUCUCCACUCUGUUUGCUGCUCUUCAAGAAAACCUUGAUGUAUAUCUUGGGCUGCAGCAGUAUAUUGUCACAAAUGGAACAGACCAGCGUCUGAAUGUGACCGCAGAGAACGACUGCCGAAGGUUACACUGCUCCCUGCGCGACCUCGGCUCCCUGUUACAGGCCGUCGGGAGACUCGCCGAAUAUUUCAUUGGCGAUGUUUUUGAGGCCCGGUUCAACGAUGCCCUGACGGUCGUCGAAAGGUUGGUAAAAGUCACUUUAUACGGUUCUCAAAUCAAGCUGUACAAUAUGGAAACUGCGGUGCCAUCUGUGCUAAAGCCAGACCUUGUCGAUGUGCAUGCCCAGUCUUUGGCUGCGCUACAAGCUUAUUCCCAUUGGAUGGCGCGGUUCUACAGCGAGGUUCAGCGCCAGAACCAAGAGCGGUUCAUCUCCAUUAUUUCCACUGCGAUGGAGGCCUUGCCUCCUCUUAUCAGCACCAAGGUACAAGAAAAAUUGCUGCUUUCUGCUUGCCAUCUGCUAGUCUCGAUAGCCACAACGGUGCGGCCAGUGUUCCUCCUCAACAUUCCUGCCGUCCAGAAAGCGUUCAGCCGUGUCACGGAUAGCGCAGCGCAGCGAUUACCUGAAGAGGCCCAAGUGCUGCUAUGUCGUGCCCUCUCCAACGUCCUCCUCCUCCCGUGGCCCAAUGUCACAGAAAAUGAGCAGCAGUGGGGAGAGCGCUCAAACCACCACGCCAACCUGCUGGAUAGUCUCACCAGAGAGUACCGGCUCCUGAAGGACAGUGUUCCCCCGCAACGGAAGGGCCAGAUGGAGGCCACUAAGCGUGUCAUCUGUCAGACCCUCGGCGUCCUGAGGGACAUCGUAGAGAACAUUUCUGGUGAGGGGACCAAGUCUCGGCAGAUCUGUUACCAGUCGAUGCAGGAAGCGGCCCAGCUGUCCCUCACGCUCUUCCCUGUUUACAUCCACCAGUCCGACGUGACGGAAGAAAUGCUGAGCUUUUUCCUUGCCCUGUUCCAAGGGUUGAGGGUGCAGAUGGGGGUACCUUUCACAGAGCAAAUAAUACAGACCUUUCUCAACAUGUUCACCAGGGAGCAGCUCGCGGAGAGUAUUCUGCAGGAGGGCAGCGCCGGCUGCCACGUGGUUGAGAAGUUUCUGAAGAUCCUUCAAGUGGUCGUGCAAGAACCUGGCCAGGCUUUCAAACCUUUCCUGCCCAGCAUCCUCGCCCUAAGCAUGGAGCAGCUGUACCCCAUUAUUGCCGAGCGCCCCUCCCCAGAUGUGAAAGCUGAGCUGUUCGAGCUUCUGUUCCAGCUGCUGCACCACAAUUGGCGCUAUUUCUUCCGCGCCUCCAUCUUGGACAGCGUUCACCGGGACGGGGGCGACGAGCCCAUGGAAAACCAGGCCCAGUUCAUUGCGGUCAUGCAAGCUUUCGGACAGUCCUUCCUGCAGCCCGAUAUACACUUGUUCAAGCAGAACCUUUCCUACCUGGAGACCCUCAACAGCAAACAUAAACUGUAUCACAAGAAGCUGUUUCGGGCUGUGAUGCUUCAUCAGUUUGUAAGUGUUCUGCUGCAAGUUCUUAUACACAAGUCUCACGACCUCCUACAAGAAGAGAUUGGCAUUGCCGUCUACAACAUGGCCUCUGUCGACUUCAACACUUUCUUCUCCUCGUUUCUUCACGAGUUUCUCACCGGCUGCCAGGGCUUGGACAGUGGCCAGAAGACUGUUCUUGCUCGCAACUUCAAGAUGGAACGGGACCUACCUUCGUUUACGCAGUGCGUCCACCGCUUGGUCAACGACCUUCGCUACUACAGGCUCUGCAACGAAAGCCUCCCCCCAGGAACUGUGAAACUGUGACAAAACCCCACGUUCCCCUUGUUUUUUGAGGACAGACGGACUCUCUCCCCUUUAUCUCCACGCUGACAGUCUUAACUUUAACCCAUUUACCGCUGUGAAACGCACCCGUAUUUUUUUUUUUUUCCCUUUGUUUUUAAUCAUGGACGGUUUUUAGCACAUUCUCAGAACGAGAUCACGGUGCCUCCUUGUUCCACACCUUAACCCUUUCCUUUGGAAGGGGAGAAAUAAAGCUCCUUUGUUUUUAACUGUUUAAAAAAGAAAUCGGGUUCGCAAACCUUCAGUAUCAUUCCCUUGUUUCUAAGUGGAGCAACAGAGCGGUCUGCUUCUCACCCCCAAAAUGGACAAACUUUUUGAAUGGCAUACCUGGCCCAAUUAUCUCAACACAGACUUAAUUAUGUAUUGUUUUUAUACUUUUUUUUUUUCUUGUGUUUUUUUUUGUUAUCAUUCCAUGAUGUGAUUUGCAACAUCGCUUCUUGCGAAUAAAACUCCUGCCUUGUUUACAUCGA